AUGCACAACACUGGGUCGGGUCACACCCCUGCCCCGCCCCCAAGACCGCACUUGGGUCGGUCACCACGAUUCCCGCCCGCAAGUCUUACCAACCAGCACAACAUUCCACCAUUCCAGCACGUCCUAAGGUUCACGCCGUCCCGUCCGAACGUUCACGCAAACUCGACUUUCGACCACGCAAAGGCCAUGGAUCCCCGCGACGAGUUCACCUACGAGGAAGGUACCUAUUACUGCAAGGUAUGCAGUUUGGCGAGGGGGACAAAGGACUGGCGCCGCCAUAUCCGCACCAAUGUACAUAAACAGAAUGUUGAGCAACACCAAGCUAUGAGCAGGGCAAGAUCACCCAUCCCCAUCGCCGCCGCGCCGGCACCGCGCGCGCAGGAAGAUACCUAUGCACACCCGGAUCAUCUUGGUGCACUGGAGUGCACUGAUCUCAUCGAGCAAACCCCCGUCUCAGCGCCUGGGGUCGACGGUUUGAUUGCGGGCCUGACCGCGAGCCAUGCCCAAAAGCGCUUGGAGGCGAACACCAAUCAAGCACAACUUGUCCAAGACCCGCGCAGCUCUCUUGAGAAGGACCUCUUGCUGAUUGCGGCUCACAAGGGCAAUCACAUCCCGGAUGAUGAGCGGCCGAUAGUGCGCACCGAUAAGAGGUCCAACAAGGUCAACAUGAGUGCGUGGUUUCCAUUCAAGAGCAAGCUGGACCUGGUGGCUUCCCUCUUAAUUGGCCAUACACGCUCAAUGCUGUCAAGAUCGCUCUACAAACGUAUCAGUGCACUCUGGGAGGUGUGUGGACUCAAACUACUGCGAUGGGCUGCUGUCCGGGAGUCACGCAAGAGGAUUCGUGAUUUACUCGGGAACAAGGUUCAAUCAUAUGUUUCAGUUUUUGAUACUCCAUGCUACGCACUGAGUAGCCAGAAAAUCAUCAGCCAGGAAUUGGCCAAUCCACUAGUGGCCAGACAUAUGGAGUAUUAUCCAGAGUCAACAGAUGGAUUGAUAAUAACCAAGUUCUCCCAAUCUGGGAAGUGGCUGACUGGCAUGUCCCAAGAUCACAGGCCUCAAAUGUGCCGAUUCAAAGAUAAGGAUUUCUACAUAUUUGAGCCAGUGGAGCUGCAAUCAAAACAGCUGGUAAUCCCAAUUUUUUUCUUUACUCAAGCCGGGGUCUUACAUGCUAGGUGCUGGGAUGUUGCAAGGGAUGCGGUCAAAGAGAAGAUGAAGCAAUUGGAAGCAGAAAAGUCUACAAGCAUGUGUAGUCCUAUCUUAGGGCUGAAAGAUUUUGACGGGGUACACAACACUCCGGUCCUUGUGCAAAUCUGGGGUCGCUGUCAUACCAUCCUACGUGGUGUGAUCAAUCAGGGGACUUUCGAAUGGCCGGCAAAAUUACCUGACCAACGAUCCGCCGCCGGCCACAGCGUCAACAUGCAGUCGACAUUCACUAACGGCCUGCAGAUCGGCAACGAUGGGCAAGCAACACUUUGA
This is a messenger RNA of Puccinia triticina, 1476 nucleotides long. RefSeq lists its product as uncharacterized. The record is from RefSeq and is a predicted model, not a curated record. NCBI's taxonomy places the organism in Eukaryota, Fungi, Basidiomycota, Pucciniomycetes, Pucciniales, Pucciniaceae. The transcript has 7 exons. Bases 1 to 1476 code for a protein of 491 amino acids.